AUGAAGUGCUUGACGGCUACGUUGCUGUUAACAGCCUUUGUCACAGCAUCGCCGCAUAAACCCCUAGAUGCUCGCAAUGAGGUCGCUCGUCGGCAAUCCGCCGAGGCAUGUUCCAUCGGUUACUGUACUCAAAACGGCGGAACAACCGGUGGCUCUGGUGGUGAAACGGUCACCGUGAAGGAUGUUGAUAGCUUAGUUAACGCAGCUAAGCAGGAUGGACCCCUUACGAUCAUCGUGUCCGGCGCCAUUUCUGGUUCCGCGAAAGUGCGCGUCGCCUCCAACAAGACCAUCUACGGGGAGGCCGGUAGCUCGUUGACGGGCGUCGGUUUUUACAUCCGAAGAACUAAUAAUGUCAUCGUCCGCAACUUGAAAAUCGCCAAAGUCGAGGCUAAGAAUGGUGAUGCAAUCGGUAUUGAUGGGUCCUCGAAUGUUUGGGUUGACCACUGUGACCUGUCCGGAGACCUGAGUCGCGGAAAAGAUGACUACGAUGGUCUAGUCGAUAUUUCGCAUGGCUCUCAAUGGAUUACCGUAUCUAACACAUAUUUCCACGAUCAUUGGAAGGCGUCGUUGAUAGGACAUUCGGACAGCAACGCCAAAGAAGACCAGGGUUCACUUCACAUUACAUACGCCGGCAACCACUUUUACAACACGUACAGCCGCGCACCGCUCAUUCGAUUUGGCACAGUGCAUAUCAUUAACACGUUCUGGGACUCGUUGAUUUCUAGUGGUGUCAAUUGCCGAAUGGGAGCACAGGUCCUAAUUCAGAGCUCGGCUUUCAAGAAUAGCUCUCAGAAUGCCGUGUUCUUCGCCGAUUCCAAGGAGACGGGCUACGCUGUUCUUGACGAUGUUGAUCUUGGGGGUUCUAGGAAUUCGGUGCCAGUGGGAACUCUUACAGUUAGUGCGCUGCCGUACGCCCCGAUCAAGGCUCUCGGUUCUGCAACUAUUCCUAGUGCGAUUCCCAGUACUGCUGGUCAGAAGCUGUGA
This is a messenger RNA of Hypoxylon trugodes, 984 nucleotides long. RefSeq names its product polysaccharide lyase family 1 protein. NCBI's taxonomy places the organism in Eukaryota, Fungi, Ascomycota, Sordariomycetes, Xylariales, Hypoxylaceae. The coding region runs from base 1 to 984 and encodes 327 amino acids. Gene Ontology annotation, molecular function: pectate lyase activity. The transcript has a single exon. The record is from RefSeq and is a predicted model, not a curated record.